Messenger RNA from Apus apus (common swift), 2897 nucleotides. RefSeq names its product disintegrin and metalloproteinase domain-containing protein 9-like. The transcript has a single exon. Gene Ontology annotation, biological process: proteolysis; male gonad development. The coding region runs from base 458 to 2719 and encodes 753 amino acids. NCBI's taxonomy places the organism in Eukaryota, Metazoa, Chordata, Aves, Apodiformes, Apodidae. The record is from RefSeq and is a predicted model, not a curated record. Gene Ontology annotation, molecular function: metalloendopeptidase activity. Gene Ontology annotation, cellular component: sperm head plasma membrane; external side of plasma membrane; plasma membrane.
CAGGCUUUCAGCAAACAGGGUCAGCCCAAGUAGGGUGCAGCUGGCUGGGAGGGAUGAGAUAGGGUGUAUUUAAUGAGCUGGUGGCAGGGUUCCAUUCUCCCCAUGGAAUGUUUGUGUUCAAAGGGGGCUGGAGCAACUGUCACUCUGCGGGCCUGUCCAUUAGAGCAGCUCUCCCCCAGCUUCCAGGCCUGCUCCAGGGCUCUCCCAGUGCUGCUUUGCUUUGUUGCAGCUGGAUAGCAGGCUGGCUCCUGGUGUGUCCUACCUCCCUGAUGGGCAGGAAGCAGAAGAGCCCAGAAAAGGCAUGAAGAGAUGGAGGCAGCUUGUGCCUGAGCAGGGGCAAGAGGCCAAACCCUGAGGAAUGGUGUCCUGGUGGUGAGAGGGGAUCUUUGCUGCUGGGUUAAAGGCAACUUUUCUGAGGUUUCGCCAUCGCCCUCAUUUUCCUGGGAAGGCAGUGACCAUGGCUCCAACCUGGACACCGUCCUGGUGUGCCCUGAGGGGCAGAGGAGUUCUCUUCAAAUUAGGCCUCCCCUUCCUGCUCCUGCUGCCCAGCACAGGCUGCAGCCCCCAGCCCUCUUGGCGCUACACAGCCUAUGAGACAGUAAUUCCAAGGAAACUUGGCCCCAAGGCAGGGAAAGGCAGCCAGAACCAAGUGUCCUAUAUCAUCAGCGGUCAGGAGGUAAAUUACACGAUUCACCUCAGGAAGAAAGACUUUGUAAUAAAAAACUUCCCUGUAUUUGCUAGUGAUUCCCGGGGGAAAAUCGUUGUGGAACUGCCCCAUGUGCCAACAGAUUGCUAUUACCAUGGCUACGUGGAAGGCAUCCUGGACUCCAUGGUGACCCUGAAUACCUGCUCUGGGCUCAGAGGACUGCUGCAGAUUGGAAACUCAAGCUACAGCAUUGAGCCCCUGGCAGCUUCCACCACUGCUGAGCAUCUUCUGUCACAGAGGGAGGAGGUGGUUCCUGAAACAGUGAUGUACAAAAUGCCCAAGAGAGGUGGACAAUUUCCAGCUUCUGGUAAAGCAACGAGGCAGUUCCAGGCCCAGAGACAAACACGGUAUUUAGAGCUCCUUGUCGUGGUGGACAAGGCAGGUUUUGAUGCCUUUGGCAAAAGUAUCACUAAUGUGACUCUGGAAGUUAUUGAAAUAAUCAAUCUGGUGGAUGGCCUGUUCUAUUCGUUCCACCUUCGUGUUUUGAUAACUGCACUAGAGGUUUGGGUGGAGAAGAACCCAAUCAGUGUUACUGAAAACAUUACUGAGGUUCUUAAUAAUUUUAAUCUUUGGCGGAAGCAGAAAAGCUCCGCCUACGCCACGCACGAUGUGGGGUGUCUGUUUGCCUCCACGGGCUUUGGUGAUGGCAGGAGAGCACGGCCCAUAUGGGGCAAAGCCAACUUUGCCAGUGCUUGUGAUCAAGAACGUGCCUCUGCUGUCGUGUCGUUUGCAAAACGGCCUUACAUGGACACUGCUCUCCGUGUUGCGCGAGUGUUGGGACACGUCCUUGGCGUGAGGCAGAAUGACAGAUACUGCAGAUGUGGAAACACCUCUAAAUGCAUCAUGAGCCCAGACGGCACAGAGAACUAUCAAUUCAGCAACUGCAGCAAAAAGCACUAUUUGGAUUUUAUAGCAUCAGGGCAAGGAUUCUGCCUUAAUAACCCCCCAGAAAUGGUAAGGACACUUGAACUGGAGUUCUGUGGGAAUGGUGUCCUGGAGGAUGGGGAGGAGUGUGACUGUGGCUCAGAAAUACAAUGUAAACUGGACCAUUGUUGUGACGAUACCUGUCAUAAAAAAGCAGGAGCCAUUUGCACUUCUGGAGGCUGCUGUAAGAACUGCAAACCUCUUCCAGAAGGAGCAAUAUGCAGGGAAACUGCUGGGCCAUGUGACCUGCCCGAGUAUUGCAAUGGGACAUCUGAUCUCUGCCCAGCAGAUGUGACCAAGCAGGAUGGGACUCCUUGUGCUGACGAUGGCUACUGUUACUCAGGCCAAUGCCAAUCUCGCACAUUACAGUGCAAGAGUAUCUUUGGCAAGGAAGCAAAGCCUGCUCCUCUAUCAUGUUCCUUGGAGGUGAACACAAAAGGGGAUCGGUUUGGCCACUGCUGGGGAGAUGGACUUGCCAGCUUUGAGAAGUGCAAGCUAGAAAAUGUCAUGUGUGGGAGGCUGCAGUGUACAAAUGUUAGACACCUACCUCAGGUGCACGAGUUCACAACCAUCAUUCAAACCCCGAUGGGAAAUACCUGGUGUUGGGGCGUCGAGUACUACUUUGACGGGUAUACCUCGGAUAUUGGAGGCAUCGAAGACGGCAUGCAGUGUGGUGAGAAGAUGAUGUGCAUAAAUCGGACAUGUAUUCCCAUGGAGGAGUACCUGGCCUCCCCCUGUUCUUCUGAGAAAACCUGCAGAGGAAGAGGUGUCUGCAACAAUAGAGGGAACUGCCACUGUGAUAGUGGCUGGGCACCUCCCUUCUGCCACUCCUUUGGCUUUGGAGGAAGCAUUGACAGUGGGCCUGCACCAGUCACUGAAAUGGAGCUUUUCUGGAUCAUUGUUGGAAUUACUAUAGUAACUAUUUCUGUUUUGGUGCUCCUAACAAUUUUCCUUGACAGUGUGAGAAAGCUCAGAGUAACUCAAGCAUUAAGAAAAUACUUAAGAUCUUUUUGUUCUAGAGAAGGUGCUCCUAAGGAGGAUGCAGAGAACCAGGUGAAAGAAGUCAACUCCAAACCAGCUGGGACUUGAACCUCUCCCCUGUAGGACUUCAUGUGGCAGCAGCAGAAAGCUGGGCUCGGUCAGGCACUGGAUGCAGACUCCAGCUGUAGUAGACUCCUUUGAAAUUGAUCUCAAUGCAAGUGUCAUUUUAGGGGACCUCGUCUGUAUUCUGUAGAAUAGCAAAAUUAAAUUGUUUUGCUUGACCUCA